GUUCGCCUGGCCCGACGUGACUGUUUAUGCCUUUGUCCUCCUUCACACAAGCCAAUAGGCUGCGGCGUUUCCAAACUCGUCGAUCAGAAUCAUGUCCUCUCAUACCUCGUCGCCUCCAGAGGUUUUAAUUUCCACUCGUUGGGUACAUGCACCUUUUCGAAUCCGGAGCAUUGCCGUCUACCCCACGGCUGUCAAGGCAAUCUUCCUCUCGAACACUCGCUCAUACCUUAUCGUCAUCAUCUUCAUCGUCGACCCACGCUCACUCUCCCCGACAUUUCCCAGCCAAGCUUGUCGCUGCAGAAGCGCAUGCCAUGUACGUAGUAACCCUUUCCCACACCCAGAGGCCCGGCUCGCAGACUUGGCUCCUGCAUUGAAUACCUUGUGCACUC
Ceraceosorus bombacis is the source of this 389-nucleotide messenger RNA. The record is from the annotation of a GenBank genome assembly. NCBI's taxonomy places the organism in Eukaryota, Fungi, Basidiomycota, Exobasidiomycetes, Ceraceosorales, Ceraceosoraceae.